This is a messenger RNA of Homo sapiens (human), 3165 nucleotides long. RefSeq names its product zinc finger protein 613 (gene ZNF613). Gene Ontology annotation, cellular component: nucleus. The record is from RefSeq and is marked validated. The transcript has 6 exons. Lineage: Eukaryota; Metazoa; Chordata; Mammalia; Primates; Hominidae. The coding region runs from base 428 to 2281 and encodes 617 amino acids. Gene Ontology annotation, biological process: regulation of DNA-templated transcription.
GCCCAGAAGUGGAAUAAUUCAGGAAAGUGCAGGUUCUGGGAAGUCUCGGUGGGUUCCCCGCAAAAUCAGAGAUGGCAUCUCACUAUGUUGCCCAGGCUGAUCUUGAACUCCUGACCUCAAGUGAUCCUCUCUCCUUGGCCUCCUAAAGUGCUGGGAUUCCAGGUGUGAGCCACUUCACCCAGCCACAUUUAUCCAUCUUGUAAAAUAUUGCUUUGUUUUUUGGUGCAUUUCAAACCCACAGGUCCUGACUUCAGGAGCAAGACACUUCAAGUGAGGUGAGGAGGAGGUUCCAGGACCUGGAUACCAUCCUUUGCAGGGAUGUAAUUCACCAGAGACCAAGAUUUCUAGCCAGAAAUUGAGGGCAGCUCAAGGAGAGACUACAGACACAGCAUCCUACUUACUGGCUAUUUCCCAGUAACAAAAGAAAAUGAUCAAGUCCCAGGAAUCACUGACCCUGGAGGAUGUGGCUGUGGAGUUCACUUGGGAGGAGUGGCAGCUCCUCGGCCCUGCUCAGAAGGACCUGUACCGAGACGUGAUGUUGGAGAACUAUAGCAACCUCGUGUCAGUGGGGUAUCAAGCCAGCAAACCAGAUGCACUCUUCAAGUUGGAACAAGGAGAGCCAUGGACAGUAGAAAAUGAAAUCCACAGCCAAAUCUGUCCAGAAAUCAAGAAAGUUGACAAUCAUCUACAGAUGCACUCACAAAAGCAAAGAUGUCUGAAGAGAGUGGAACAAUGCCAUAAACAUAAUGCAUUUGGAAACAUCAUUCAUCAGAGGAAAAGUGAUUUUCCUUUAAGGCAAAAUCAUGAUACAUUUGACUUACAUGGGAAAAUACUGAAAUCAAAUUUAAGUUUAGUCAACCAGAACAAAAGGUAUGAAAUCAAGAAUUCUGUGGGGGUUAAUGGAGAUGGGAAAUCCUUCCUUCAUGCCAAGCAUGAACAAUUUCAUAAUGAAAUGAACUUCCCCGAAGGUGGAAAUUCUGUGAAUACAAAUUCACAAUUCAUUAAGCAUCAGCGAACUCAAAACAUAGAUAAACCCCAUGUAUGCACUGAGUGUGGGAAGGCUUUCCUCAAGAAGUCUCGCCUCAUCUAUCAUCAGAGAGUUCACACUGGGGAGAAACCUCAUGGAUGCAGUAUAUGUGGGAAAGCCUUCUCCAGAAAGUCCGGGCUCACUGAACACCAGAGAAACCACACAGGAGAGAAACCCUAUGAAUGCACUGAAUGUGACAAAGCAUUCCGCUGGAAAUCACAGCUCAAUGCACACCAGAAAAUUCAUACAGGAGAGAAGUCAUAUAUAUGCAGUGAUUGUGGAAAAGGCUUCAUCAAGAAGUCUCGGCUCAUUAAUCAUCAGAGAGUUCAUACAGGAGAGAAACCACAUGGAUGCAGCCUGUGUGGGAAGGCCUUCUCCAAAAGGUCCAGGCUCACUGAACACCAGAGAACUCAUACAGGAGAGAAACCCUAUGAAUGCACUGAAUGUGACAAAGCAUUCCGCUGGAAAUCACAGCUCAAUGCACAUCAGAAAGCUCACACAGGAGAGAAGUCAUAUAUAUGCCGUGAUUGUGGAAAAGGCUUCAUUCAGAAGGGAAAUCUCAUUGUACAUCAGCGAAUUCAUACUGGAGAAAAACCCUAUAUAUGCAAUGAAUGUGGAAAAGGCUUCAUCCAAAAGGGCAACCUCCUUAUUCAUCGACGUACUCACACUGGAGAGAAACCCUAUGUAUGCAAUGAAUGUGGGAAAGGCUUCAGCCAGAAGACAUGUUUAAUAUCCCAUCAGAGAUUUCACACAGGAAAGACACCCUUUGUAUGUACUGAGUGUGGAAAAUCCUGCUCACACAAGUCAGGUCUCAUUAACCACCAGAGAAUUCACACAGGAGAGAAACCCUAUACAUGCAGUGACUGUGGGAAAGCUUUCAGAGAUAAAUCAUGUCUCAACAGACAUCGGAGAACUCAUACAGGGGAGAGACCGUAUGGAUGCUCUGAUUGUGGGAAAGCUUUCUCCCACUUGUCAUGCCUUGUUUAUCAUAAGGGAAUGCUGCAUGCAAGAGAGAAAUGUGUAGGUUCAGUCAAAUUGGAAAAUCCUUGCUCAGAGAGUCAUAGCUUAUCACAUACACGUGAUCUCAUACAGGAUAAAGACUCUGUUAACAUGGUGACUCUGCAGAUGCCUUCUGUGGCAGCUCAGACCUCAUUAACUAACAGUGCGUUCCAAGCAGAGAGCAAAGUAGCCAUUGUGAGCCAGCCUGUUGCCAGAAGUUCAGUCUCAGCAGAUAGUAGAAUUUGCACAGAAUAAAAACCAUAUGAAUGCAGUGAAUGUGGUAGUGCUUUCAGUGAUCAAUUACAUCAUAUGUCACAAAAAACACAGAGGAACAAACUGAUAUAUUCAAGGUGGAAAGCCCUUGAAUAAAACCUUAUGGCUAAUAAGCAUAUACUCAGAGAAAAAUAGUAUGAAGUGGAGACUGGGAAAUUCUUUUAUGGGAAGAUAGAUCUUCUCAUCAGUGACCAUAGAUCACAUCUUCAGUGAGCUUAUAGUUGGUAGAAAUAUAAUGAUCAUGGAAAAGUCCUUGUUCAGAAACAGUACGCCAGUAGGUAUCAGGGGGUUUACACAGGAGAGAAACUUUUGGAAGACCUUUGAAGGCUAUGAAUGUGGCAGGGUUGCUAGUGGUACAUUCUGCCUUAUCCUCAGAGGGAAUCAUAUAGAAAUAAAACUAUGAAAAUGUAACUAGAACAUCUUCAUCAAAAUAUGAAAGAACACACGAAGCAAAUAAGCCCUGUGAAAAGGAGUAUUUUAGAGAUUUCGAUCAGAAAUCUAACAUCAUUAUAUGGCAGAUAAUAUACAGGAUGUGUAUUUUAGGACAAUAUACCUUGAAUCACUAGUUGAUAUGUCAAUGACUAAUUAAAAGGGGUUGUCAGUGUUACACAUCAUUGGUUAAAUUUAUAGCACAAUGUACCUCUUCCCCCUUUUUUGAUAAGAGUCUUCUAUUCCCAACCAAGAUCAUUAUAUGAUUAGCUCUUGUGUUUCUUUGAUUCCAAAUUUCUUCACUUGUUAUUUCAGACUACUGAAGCUCUUCAAAAGGAAAAAUGUAUUUAAUUUAAUAAUGUAACACAACAAGUUUGGAUGUGUUUAACUUUAUAAAUAAUCACCCCAGAGGAAUGAAGUUCAAAACUUGUGAAUAA